GACUUUAUUUAGAUUUUAGAGACAGCUUGCCAAAGAAAAACAGUCUCGACUUUGAAGCCAAUAAAGCUUUCUUUUAUAUAAUAAUGUUGUAUUUAUUUCUUCUCUCCAACUCACCAACUCCACUUCUUUCGUUCCGUUUUGCCAUGGAAGUCUUUCCCAAGCUCUUCUUCGUCUUCUUUUCGUUUCUCGCUCUUGUUUCCGCCGAUCUCCUACCCGGUGCUCAUACAUUGCCCGACAACCCAAUUACUCGCUCGCCCCACGUCAACUCCAACUCAGUCCUCGUUGCUCUCCUCGACUCCCACUAUACCGAGCUCGCCGAGCUCGUGGAGAAGGCCCUCCUGUUGCAGACACUCGAAGACGAGGUGGGCCACCACAACAUCACCAUUUUCGCCCCUUUGAAUGAGGCCCUCGAGCGCGGUCUCGACCCAGAAUUCAAGCGCUUCCUCCUCGAGCCCGGGAACGUCAUGUCCCUGCAGACCCUCUUGCUGUCCCACAUUGUCCCCAAACGAAUUGGUCUACACGAAUGGCCCAAGUUAGCCACCGACUCUGGUCUCCAUGACUCCCUCGCCCGCGACCCAGUCGAGUUAACGAGUCAGGAUUCGGGUGAGAUGUUCGUGGGUUCCGCAAGGGUGAUACACCCGCACGCCGUGAACCGUCCGGACGGCGUUAUCCACGGGAUCGAACGGCUGUUAAUCCCACAGUCCGUGCAGCAAGAUUUCAACAACCGCCGGAGCCUUCGAUCAAUUUCGGCCAUCAAACCAGAAGGAGCUCCGGAAAUCGACCCCAGAACAAAUCGGUUGAAGAAACCCACGCCACCGAGCAAACCCGGUUCGCCGCCAGUUCUCCCUAUCUACGAUGCCAUGGCUCCCGGUCCGUCCCUAGCUCCAGCUCCGGCGCCAGGCCCUGGAGGGCCCCACCACCACUUCAACGGCAUCGAACAAGUCAAAGACUUCAUCCACACCCUCUUACACUACGGCGGGUACAAUGAAAUAGCCGAUAUGUUAGUGAACCUCACUUCCUUAGCCACCGAAAUGGGAAAGCUCGUGUCGGAGGGGUACGUAAUAACAGUCUUGGCUCCGAACGACGAGGCCAUGGCUAAGCUGACCACGGACCAGUUGAGUGAGCCAGGCGCGCCAGAACAGAUACUGUAUUACCACAUUAUACCGGAGUAUCAGACGGAGGAGAGCAUGUACAAUGCGGUGAGGAGGUUCGGGAAAGUGAAGUACGACACGCUGCGGUUGCCGCAGAAGGUAAUGGCCCAUGAGGGCGAUGGGUCGGUGAAGUUCGGUCAGGGCGAGGGGUCGGCGUACUUGUUCGAUCCCGAUAUUUACAUCGACGGGAGGAUUUCGGUUCAAGGGAUUGACGGGGUUCUGUUCCCGGAAGAGGAGACCAAAAUUGUUUCACAUGCUUCUGCUAAAGUCGCAGCAAAACCCAGGAGAGCAACAUUGCUUGAAGCAGCUUGUCGGAUGCUUGGGGCCUUUGGACAAGAUUCUCAUUUCACCUCAUGCCAUUGAAGAAUAUGAGAAAAUGCCAGUUCCCAUGCCCCGAGAAGAACACUUAAAGAAGAAGAUAGAGUACUCCCUUGUCAAAGCUCAAAUUCUAUGCAUGCAUGAUUGCAUUGGAAGGGAAGGUUCCUUGCACAAGACUUUUGUAUUCGAUUUGUGUCUGAAUAAGGGCGGUGCCUAGUUGUCCAAUUUUAGUUGGUGAGAUGGGGAAUUGAUUUUGUUGAUUUAGAUGGACCACGAAAUGUCUAUCAAGUGGAUUUCAUCUCAAUAAAAAAGAAAAAAAUUACGAAAAAAAAUGAUUAAAAUUGCAAAUUCAUGGCUUGCAAGGUGAAAAAAAAUGUAAUUAUUGUAAUUAUGUGUUUGUGAAAUUCUGUUCUUCUGCU
Juglans microcarpa x Juglans regia is the source of this 1888-nucleotide messenger RNA. Its product is annotated as fasciclin-like arabinogalactan protein 17. NCBI's taxonomy places the organism in Eukaryota, Viridiplantae, Streptophyta, Magnoliopsida, Fagales, Juglandaceae. The record is from RefSeq and is a predicted model, not a curated record. The coding region runs from base 84 to 1514 and encodes 476 amino acids. The transcript is spliced from 3 exons.